AUGCUUGGGUAUGACAUUAGCUGGGCCGUGUUUAACAUUGUGGAAGUUAUGAGUUCUCAAAAGUUUACAUUUAAACGCAUCGGAUAUUUGGCUGCUUCCCAGAGCUUUCACUCUGGCACAGAUGUUCUUAUGCUUGCCACAAAUCUUAUUCGCAAGGAUUUGACGAGCGCAAAUUUGUAUGAUGCUGGUAUUGCAUUAUCUGGCAUCGCUUGUUUCAUUAAUACAGAUCUUGCUACAGAUUUGUACUCUGAUAUUAUGGGUCUAAUGAACUCUCCGAAACCAUACUUACGUAAGAAGACUGUAUUAUUGCUGUACAAAGUUUUCUUGAACUAUCCUGAAGCACUUCGUAUUUGUUUUCCACAGCUGAAAGAUAAACUUGAUGAUCCAGAUGCAGGUGUACAGUCCGCGGCUGUUAAUGUUAUUUGUGAAUUGGCUCGUAAAAAUCCGAAGAAUUACCUCUCUCUUUCACCUAUAUUUUUCAAACUUAUGACCACAUCAACUAAUAACUGGGUCCUUAUCAAAAUCAUUAAACUGUUUGGUACGUUAACACCUUUGGAGCCUAGAUUAGGCAAGAAGCUAAUCGGACCUUUAACAAGUCUAAUUCAUAGCACUUCGGCUAUGUCACUGUUAUAUGAAUGUAUAAAUACAAUUGUUGCAGUGCUAAUUUCAAUAUCUUCUGGAAUUCCUAGUCAUCAAGCUUCUAUACAGCUAUGUGUUCAGAAGCUACGUAUCUUGAUCGAAGACUCAGAUCAAAACUUAAAAUAUCUGGGAUUAUUGGCAAUGCGAAAGAUUUUAUUAUAUCAUCCACAAAGUGUUCAACCGCACAAAGAUUUAAUAUUAAGCUGCUUAGAUGAUAAAGAUGAAUCUAUCAGACUGCGUGCAUUGGAUUUACUCCAUGGAAUGGUAUCUAAGACAAAUUUAACAGAUAUUGUUAAACAUUUAAUGAUUCAUAUCAGCAAUAUGUCAGCUGGUACGCAUUAUCGUAAUGAGUUGUUGAACAAAGUUGUUUAUAUAUGUUCACAAGAUAAUUAUCAUUAUGUUACAUCAUUUGAAUGGUAUGUUACUGUUCUUGUGGAGUUAGCUAGUAUUGAUGGGAUUCGAAAUGGUGAACUUUUGGCAGCUCAACUUAUGGAUGUUGCAAUUCGUGUACCAACUGUUAGAGCAUUCUGUGUUGAACAGAUGGCAAUAUUAUUGGAUUUGAGUCAUUCUUUGACAAAUGGGGCACAACAAAAUGCUAUUCAAGAAACACUUCGUGCUGCUGCAUGGAUUUGUGGUGAAUAUGCAAAUAGCCUUACCAAUCCAGAACAAACAUUGAAUUCAAUUAUUUCGAUUGCACUUGAAAUACCUGGAUUACCUUGUUCAAUUCAGGCUAUCCUUUUAUUUAAUGCCUUUAAAAUAUACAAUAUUGUUAUCAAAAAUUUAAUCAACAAAACUGUUGAAAAUAUAUGUACACCAUCUGUAAAUACCAAGUUGAAUGGGGAUAGUGAACAAUUAAUAAUGAAUAUUAAUCAUAAUAUUGAUAAUGUUGAACAGUUUGAAGAAUUGAAAACUGUACAAGAUUUAAUUAUUCAUCUUAUAGAAUUAACAAAUUUUCUUAUGCGUAAAUUUACUCAUUAUAUUCAUUCAUCAGAUUUAGAAGUUCAAGAAAGGGCUGUAUCAAUUCAUCAACUUUUGAGCUUGGUCACAAAACGUUUGACAAAGAUUGAAUCAUUUUUAACUACCUCAUCAGCUGUACCACAUCCUGAUUCAUCAAAACCUGUCUUGAAAAAUCAUCCUCCAAUUACGUCACCUAGUCACCAGUCAUUGAAUAAUCUUGAGAGUCAACUUCAGAGGUUACCACCUUCAGGUCUUGCUGUCACUAAUACUCCUAUUAAUGUCAGUACAGGUGACAAUGAUGAUACACCAUCACGACGCAGUUCAAUGCAAAAGGAAACUUUACCUACAAUCACAUCUGCAUUAUCACCGUCUGUAGUGCUUAAUUUAAUUCAGUUAAUUACAGAUGAAUUGAAUGCGUUGUUCGCUGGUGAAAUUAUCCCAGUAGCACCGAAAGCACAGAAAAAAGUUCCGAUUCCUGAGGGACUGGACUUAGAUGCUUGGAUAAAUCCACCUGCUCCAGUUCGUAAACAACCAUGGAGAAAUACUGUAGAUUUUAUUGGGCUUUCAAACAAGUCGGUAAAUGAUGAUCAUUCUAUGCAUUGGAAUAAGGAAUUGAACAACACAGAAGGUGAUAUAUUCACUGAUCUACAGGACUGUAAACCCCAUUCUGUUCAGUUGACACCUGAAGAGUUGGCUGAAAUGCGUUCAAGGCGGCUGCAAAACCAAGAAAACAAUCCUAAUUAUCUGAAACCAAUAAAUCUAAAGAAGAACAAUGUACCCCAAUCAGAAGAUUCCUUGACUGGACAACAUCGAGAUGCUAUUAACUCAGAUAGCCCUAGUAUAACUGGAAAGGCAAAAACAACAGGGGAUCAACGCUUUCAAACACCAAAUAUUGGGCGCACACUGGCUACAUCCGAUCAGUUUGCAGCUGACAUACGUAAACGAUUUCAAACUAUCGCUUCUAAUGAUAAUCGUAAAUUAAGAUCAACAGGGGAUAAAUUGAAGAAAUCUCGUCAGAAAAACCAUUCUACUUUAACAAUUGAUUCGAAAGCAGUAAAUGUUAUUGAAAAAUUAGGUGAAGAGAAUGAAGUGAAUCAUAUCAAAGAUAAACUUGCUGCUUCACAUAUUGUUCGUUGUGAAUAUGAUAUGCCUGAGGGAGUUUCAAUUGAAAAUGAAUUGUUAACUGAUCCUGAAGACACCAGUGACCCACAUCAUCGUUUAAAUAUUGUACUAGAUGAUUUUAUUACACAAGAAAAUAAACCAUACGCUUCUACAUCAUCUCGGUUGGCUAAACAUUCAAUGAAGCAUAAGAAUUCAUCAAUAAAAGCAUCAAAAUUAUCCGUUAAAAAUCAGGAAACGGAUAAAGAAGGUAAAGAAAAAGUCAAUCAUCAUGAAUCAGUCCAUAAAUUAGAGUUAUCAGAGGAUUUCAAUAAUAACAAUUUAUUGGAUCAUGAUAAGGCUGAUGAAGCAACACCUCGUUCUGGUUACAUAGCAUUUGAUUCCGAUAUGAAACAGUCUAAGAAAUCAUCGAAGACAACACAUUCCAAGACAUCCCUAACUUCUAGUCGAGAUAAUAAUAACGAUUAUCAGUGUCAUGACAGCUCAAUAUCAUCUUUCCAAUAUGAUGAACUAAUAACCAACAAUACUUUUGUGUCUAAAAGUCAAUACUGUAUUUCUUCAACAAUGAACAAUGAGAAAUUUACUACCCUUUUAUCCUCUGGUAAAUUGAAUGCUUCCCAAUCUACAAAAAUUCAAUGUCCUAGCCUGUUGUCAUUGAUUCGUACAUCAGUAAAGCAUAAUUCAUCAUCAUUGAUAAACACGAACAAAAUUUUUACUCAAAUCAUAUCUAUGCUUGAGAAGAAAGUUCCAUGCUCAAUUAUUGAAUUACUGGAUAAUCGCGCUGCUUCAUUCUAUACAGAAGAUAAUCUACUUAAAGAGCCUUUAUGCAUUUUAAUGAAAAUAUCUUUUACUACUGGUUCAGUUCGAAUGGAUAUCCGGUCAAUAUCUCAAGAGACAGUACAAUCAUGUAACUUAUGCUUAAUAAAUCUAUUCAAACAGUUGACAAUUGAACUGUAA
Heterobilharzia americana is the source of this 3672-nucleotide messenger RNA. The record is from the annotation of a GenBank genome assembly. Lineage: Eukaryota; Metazoa; Platyhelminthes; Trematoda; Strigeidida; Schistosomatidae.